AGGGAGGGGGCAACGGGGGGGGAAAGGUUGUUUGGGUUGGAGAGGAGGGUUAGGGAGAUGGAGGUUAGGAGGGAGAGGGAGAGGGAGAGGGAGGAGGAGGAGAGGAGGAGGGAGGAGGGGAGCAGAAAGGAGCUGGAGGCUGAGGUAGUUGAGCGGGAAAAGCAGGCUGUUGAGCGGGAGUGGGAAGAAGAAGUAAAGGGGGAGGAGGAAGAUGAGGGUUGCAUCUCUGAGUCGGACUAUGAUGAUGAUGGUUUUGAACAGAUGGUGAUAUCGACCGAGAGGGCUACCCAGAGGAGGGUCAUGGCUACCGCAUACGCCGGCACAAGCGUUAAUAACACCACGACACCACAGCGACCACCGGUGUUCAAGCAGCAAUCGAUUCAACAUCCACAAGUCCUGUUGCCUCCUCCCUCUCGCCAGAUAUUAACUCCUAGAACACCUCAGCCUCGGCCGCCUAUCAAACCCCAGGAAAACACCACACCGAAACCGCUUCCCUGGCUUGCCAGCGAUCCGACUCAACCCCUAAAGCUCACACCCCUCAGCCAAAUCCCAUAUUUACCCUACAAACAAAACUGGAUGGUCAACGUUCUCGUUGUUGUCAUCCAACUCGGAGAAACAGAAUCGUGUCCGUAUCCUCCCUUUGUUCAAAGGCAGGCUAGGGUCAUUGAUCAGAGUACACCACAUAGUCACAUCCACUUGACAGUAUUCUUGGAGCCAGCCGAGUUUGAGCCGAAGCUAGGCGAGGUCUACCUUUUGCUGGGUGUCAAGAAUCACAAGUUUGAUGGGGGUAGCUUGAAGAAGUAUGCGAGUGACAAGCCCAAGGGGGGUGGGAGGUGGUGGGUGGAGGGACGAGGGUUGGGGUGGUGUAAGGGGAUGGUGAAGGAGUUGGAGAUCUGGUGGGCUCAGCAACAGGGGGGUGUUGUUGGGGAGGAGGGUUGA
Molecule: messenger RNA, 939 nt
Organism: Podospora anserina S mat+
Lineage: Eukaryota; Fungi; Ascomycota; Sordariomycetes; Sordariales; Podosporaceae
Exons: 1
Source: RefSeq, a predicted model, not a curated record